UUAGACACUCCUAACGGCCUGUUGAGUUUUUGGAGACAUGGAAAUUUUAAGUGUGGAAGACUGGAGCAAAAGCGCGCGGGAGGUCAACAUCCUGGAGUCACGGCAGCAGAGCUCGAGCUUGGCGGAGAGGGCUGAGGAGCAGCAGCACGAAGACCCCUGCUACCCAGCCAGUCUGACGCUCGUGGACAGCAGCGGUGACCCACGCGCCUGGCUGGCUCCGGUGCAGGCUCCUGGCACCUGCACGGCACACGCCACUUCACCCGACUACCUGCUGCACUCCCCCUGUCCCAGCACCGGCUCCUACCACGAAAGUGGCUCACCGGUGUCCUCCGGCCAUCCCAGCCCGCCCAGUUACAGAAAAACUGCCAAGAGCCCCUCCUCUUCCUCGCUCAAAGUCAGGGAGCUGUGCCGGCUAAAAGGCUCCGUCACCGGGGCCGAUGAGGUCGCAUCCCGACAGAGAGCCCCUUCAAGCAAGCCGAUCAACGGCGUGCAGAAACAGAGGCGCGUGGCUGCGAACGCGCGCGAGAGGAGGCGAAUGCACGGACUGAACCACGCGUUCGACGAGCUGCGCAGUGUCAUCCCGGCUUUCGACAACGACAAGAAGCUCUCCAAAUAUGAAACUCUGCAGAUGGCGCAGAUUUACAUCAACGCCCUGGCUGAUCUGCUGCAAGGCCCGGUUUCCUCCACGAGCACCGACAAUAACAAUGAUAUCUCCAACAACAACAGCAACAAUAACAACAACAACAACAGCAACAACAACUCGCCAAAGAGUGAUCUAAUGCAUUCACCCACCGUCGGGUUUGACGGAGCAAAGGACAGAACUUCUCCCUCACUGUCAACCUGUCGGAGAGCGGCGGCAGGCCCCGGCUCAGGUACCGGCUUACCUGUCCUCAUCAGCGGGAUGCCCUUCUGCUCUUCCUUCGACGACGGUACGUUUUCCGCCAUGAUGGAGGAGGCGAUUUGUUCCCCCUCUCCUUCCUCCUCACCUUCUUCCUCCUCCGGGGCAGGCACUUCGGUUGCGCCAGUGGGAAGUGGGAGGAAGGAUUCUCCCCGAAGCGACGGGGAGUUUUCCCCGCACUCCCACUACAGUGACUCAGAUGAAAUACCGAUGGAGCUCCACUCCAGCGAGGAAGACGACCUUACGGAACUGAAGUUACCCAGCCACCACCAUCACUCUGUUUCUUUCUAAAACAACCAAACCAUAGACUAUUUUUAAAAGGAAAAAAAGACUUCAAACCGUGUCAAUCAUAAAUAGAGUCUAUCUGUUCCUAACAAAAUGCAUUUUUAAGAGCGUAGAAAGUCUUGCCUCUCCAAAAAGUCAUUUUCGGUUUUUAACAAUAAUUCUAUUUUAUCAACUUGAUACAUAUAGCCUAAAGAUUAUUUUUUAUGUGAGAUAGGCCUAAUUCGGUUCUGCCAACAGAUUUGUAGCCUAUAAUUUCCAGUUUCCAUGGAGACGUGGCUGGAAGACCCCUCUGCCAUGUCGCGUGCAGCACUGCCAUGGGCAUCUCCCACGUCACUCCGACCAAAACCUGUCUUCCGCAAGAAUCACUUGUUAUGGAUGAUUGUUGAUAUUUUAUAAUGUACAUAUGACUUUUUGUAGCCACAAGUCUCUUCAUUUUGGUCGUGGUUUUUGUUUUGAUUUUUUAAAAAAUGUUUAUUUGUUUGUAUAAAUGGCCCUUUAUUAAUUGUCAUGCAACUUCAAAAGUUCAUAAUGUGCACUUUAAAAUGUACGAGCCAGAGGCUUGAGGAAUGCGCGUUUUGUUUUCAAACCAUAAACAAUAUAGUUUUGCUUUGUUUGCUAGUGUAGUGCUGCCAAUUCCAUACAAAUAGCCUAUUUAACGUAGCCAUUAUUGCUUAGCCUUCUUUUGUAUUUUUUUUUCUUUUUGUUUGUUUGUUUAUUGAUUAUUCAAUUUAAAUGAACUUUUGAUGAACUUGUGUGUCUUUUGCUUUCACUGGAUGAGAUUAAUUGACAUGUAUUUAUUGAUGAUACUUUUCAUUUGAUUUGCUUUUUAUA
Myripristis murdjan (pinecone soldierfish) is the source of this 2014-nucleotide messenger RNA. It is a transcript of the gene atoh1a, whose product is annotated as atonal bHLH transcription factor 1a. The record is from RefSeq and is a predicted model, not a curated record. The transcript is spliced from 2 exons. Bases 38 to 1189 code for a protein of 383 amino acids. Gene Ontology annotation, molecular function: E-box binding; DNA-binding transcription factor activity, RNA polymerase II-specific; protein dimerization activity. NCBI's taxonomy places the organism in Eukaryota, Metazoa, Chordata, Actinopteri, Holocentriformes, Holocentridae. Gene Ontology annotation, cellular component: nucleus. Gene Ontology annotation, biological process: axon development; positive regulation of transcription by RNA polymerase II; sensory organ development.